This is a messenger RNA of Aspergillus chevalieri, 1914 nucleotides long. RefSeq lists its product as uncharacterized. The record is from RefSeq and is a predicted model, not a curated record. The coding region runs from base 1 to 1914 and encodes 637 amino acids. The transcript has 4 exons. NCBI's taxonomy places the organism in Eukaryota, Fungi, Ascomycota, Eurotiomycetes, Eurotiales, Aspergillaceae.
AUGCCGUUCAAUAUCACUAUCGGAUCGGAUCAUUCUUCUAUAUCAGACGAAGAGGACUCGUCCGGAAUUCGAGGAUCCCCGCUUUCAGAUUCAGGGAGUCAUGUAUAUCAGGACCCCUACGACGAGUGGGCACAUCUACCAUACCCGGAUGAACUGAAGCCGUCUGAUUCGGCUUCUCGGCCGAGGACGACGGGUCGAACCCGAAUGCGAGCCAUGGAUCGGAUGCCAGCUUCUGGUUCUAUGCGACGUCACGCACCGAGGCGUCAUUAUGUACAAGACCGAGAGCCACUUCCUCGUCGUUCACGUCGACCUCCUUCACCCGAGUCUCCAGAAAGUGAAGAUUCUGGCGAAGAGUAUACAGCACCUUAUGACAGACCAUCUCAGGACCGAAGGUUUUGGCCGCCCGUGUCCCAAGGGCCAGCAUAUGCCCACAAUUCGUCUCCAGGUCCAUCAUAUACAUAUCCCCAUGAAACAGUUCCACAUGGGCCGUUUGGGCAUCCAAAUGGUGCUCAUCCUCCAUCCGACCAACUUGUAAGGGUGGGCCACCACAGUGGAAUGAACCAACAAUCGCCAUAUGGACAUCCCCUUUAUCCGUACAGCAACCAGUUUCACCACCACCCACCGGGUGCACCCAUAUCUCCAUUCUUUGUUCAGGAUUCUCCAGGGCAUUUCGGGCGUCAUGCCCAUCACCCCCAGGUCGCUCACACUCGGAGCAGUGUACAGAGUCCACCGCCGCAAGCAUUGUCACACCCGAUACCGUCAAAUGGGCCGCACUUCUAUGGUGGUGCUCCUUUAAACUCUCAUGAUCUAGUACCUUACGGCCAGAAUGGCUAUUAUCCAUUUAGAGAGCCGUAUCCAAUGGCUCCAGGGAUGAUUCAACCUUAUUAUGGUAACUAUCCGCGUGUGCCAUCCCCAAGUCGAGAGGAAUCGAGUCCAUCUCCUCCGCCCGCUCCACCUGCAGAUGCAGCCAAGGAUGAAGCCAUUGCAAGGCUAGAAAAGCUGAUUUUAGAGGAGAGGUCGGAGCGUGAAGCCCGAGAAGCUCGAGAGGCCGCUCGCCAGGCAGAGAUUGAGAAGGAGGCAGCCGAACAGGCUGCUAGAGAGGAACGCGCUGCCCAUGAGAAGCAGAUCGCCGAGGAGGCCGCUGCUGCUGCCAGGGCUGAAGCUGAACAGAAAGCUGCCGAAGAAGCCGCCAAGGCAAAGCAAGAGGCUGAAGAAGCGGCAGCAGCGGCGGCAGCAGAAGCGGCGUCGGCCGCAACUGAGGCCGCAAAUGCAGCAGCAGCGGAAGCAAUCGCUGCGGCGCAGGCAGAAGCUGCUAAUCAACAGCCCCCUCCGGAGGAUAAGAAAAAGCCGAUAAAAUUCAAAGACGCCAUUGGGAGGAAAUUUAGUUUUCCGUUUGAAUUAUGCUGCACUUGGCAGGGCAUGGAGGAGCUUAUACGCCAAGCUUUCCUCCACAUAGAAGUUAUAGGACCCCAUGUUGCUGAUGGUCAUUAUGACCUCGUGGGUCCCAAUGGCGAUAUAAUACUUCCGCAGAUUUGGGAUACUGUUAUUGAGCCUGAUUGGAGCAUAACCAUGCACAUGUGGCCGAUACCUGAAAAGCCCAAGACUCCUGAACCUCCUCCAGCCCCAGAAGCUCCAGCAGAUCCCGAGCCAGCUCCAGAGCCUCCAGCAGCUCCCGAGCCUGAUCCCGAGCCUGCCCCGGAAACUGCUCCAGAACCUGAACCCGAACCUGCUCCAGAACCCGAACCACCAGCAGCCCCAGAGGUAGAAGAAGCUGUACCUGCUUCCGAGGAACCAAAGAAAAUAGGUGCCAAGAAACAACGACAAAAAGACCCUGGAGCGUUCGCCAUGUGGGUUGUCGGGGGUCACCGCAUGAAGUCAAACAAGGGUUGGAAAGUGGUAAGGAAGGCUGAAUAG